ACAUUCCGCCAACCCAUUGCCGUCGAUUACUCAAAUUUAAACGCCGUGAAAAACACGGAAGAGACGUGUGUAAUGUUUGCAUCUGCGGGCGUAGAGCGAGCACGGUGGUGACAGAUCAGAUGAAGCCUGGCCGGCCGUCAGCUCUCCCCUUUACUAGUCUGGCCAGACGAACGGGUGACGGGUCGCUUGGCUGGCCCACCGACUGUCAUUCACACAGGGGAAUCUUUACUAUGAGAUAGUUUGACAUCAGCGUAGAUGAAAGCGGUACGGUGUUGUUGCACAGCUGAUUUCUCGCUGGUAUGGAUUUAUACUAAGUUUAGCCUGCCACGAAGCUCGCAAGACGUUAAUGACAGGUGUUGACAUACUUGCACCUGGUGAAUGUUGGCAGUGUUUUGUGUGUGUCGUUUUCAAGGCAUCGUCAGAUAAGUGUCAUGCAUAGCGGCGCACAUCACAAGCCUUGAUUACAUGCGCUGCUACAAUCAUGGCGGAUUUAGCCGAGCUUGUCAAACAGUUUCACCUGCAGAGAGCCUUUCUUUAUGGAUUUAUCAUAUUAUCAAGUUUCUUCGUGUUUGCGCCUCUGGGAGAUUUGCAAAUCAAUUUUGGUCAUAGAUGUCUUCUGUACGCAGACGUCACCUACAAUGUCACCAUCAACCCAAAGUUCCGGUAUUUUAGAGUUCACUUCCCGUCUGACGCCUCCGUCUGUGACUACAACAUUAUCAUCGCUGUAGCCUUCUCCCUCAUCUACGCCAGCGUGGCAGCCGGGGGAUACGUGUACUUGUAUUUUAAACAGAAGAAAAACCAAGAGGUGGACAUCGCCCGGCUGUGGUUCCUGGUCCACUGUGCCAGCGAGGUGGCCGUCUUGGUGCUGGUGCUAGUCUCGGCCUGCACCAUCAGCGCGGGAUUCAGCCACGUGUGUCAGCAGCUGAUGACGGCGAAUGACCACGGGAUACACUUAGCCAGCUGUUCCGACGCUCAGUCAUUUCAAACAUGGCGAGGAUAUGAUGGCAGCAACUUCCACGUGUGUUUGAGUAUAGCAACAGUCGGCAGUUGGUUCUCCUUCGUCUUCUGGCUUCUACAGACGCUGUUCGGGGGCUGGAAGUUAUGGCGAUUGAACAUGAUCUAUUUUCCUGACCAACUGAAGAUCUGCUGCAAAUCAGCGUGAACAGUCAGAACCAUAUAUUUAUUGAAAUGCAUUUAGCUUACGCCAUGUGUAUACAGCCACGUUGAUACCCAGAUCGCAGUGACCGUUACUGUGUGGUUGUCCGUGGUUGUCCGUGGCAUCUAGGUGGCUCCAUGGGUAGUGUGUCCGACAGACACGCAGAUGAUCUGGGUUCGAGUCCCACCUUGUUACAGUAAUUGCAGCUAUUUGUUGCUGUUUUGUUGUUUUAUGUCUGUAAUGUUGUUACGAGCAGUGUUAACUUGUAAACAUAUAUUUUAUCAUGUUAUGUAUGUACUAGUAUAUAUAUCAAAACAUUGUUGAAACAUAUGAGGCUGUUUUCACCUGAAACAGUAAGUUCCGCACGUUAUGUAUCGUGGUUUGGGAAAGAAUGUGUUAUCGGCAGCAUCCCAUUACAUAUGAUGGACUUGCUGCGAAUACAGUAUAUCCCACAAAUAUAUCCCCGCUUUUCCAACCAACUCUUGCUCAUAUACUUAACGAGGUGCUUACACUAGUCUUAGACCUUGGAUUCCUUCGGAUUUUACUGCACUUUGGGUGCCUGGAGCAACAAGCCUAGCUAUCGUACAGCAACUGCAGGCUCUGUUCCUCAGAGCGACCGUACCGCUACGACCGUCAUAAAUCUAUGGUACAGUAUAGGAAUUGGAUACUCGUAGCACUGGGGUCGCUUAGUGAAACGGUGCACAGGAUUACAGUGUUCAUAGAUCCCAAUGUUUAUAUUAAAUAGUUGUGUAUAUGGUCGCUGUUUACACGUGUAUACAACUGGAAAAAGGUUAAGCACCCUUACUAUACAUUUGAAUAUAAAAAAUAUUAAUUUCAAAAGCCCAUCCUGCAUUUCUGUUUAUUGUUGAUAAAGUCACACACUUGUUUAAAAUACUGAAACGGAAAUCGAUUCUUUAAGAACUUAUCUAAUUUGUCUACGCAUUUAGAUGUAUCCGCUGCUUUUCGAUAUGAUCAAAUGCGUUCAGCUGGAGGAACAUAUAGUGUUCAGGUACAAACUUUUAUGCCGACAUUUUUCCAAUCUCAUUGAAAUCAGAUCUUAGAUCUCGCUACCGCUAAACAAAGAUCUGAGGACAUCCCAUUUGGGGUCACGUCAGAACGACCUUUCAUCCGACCAAUCAGAGCGUCGCUUACCAGAUCAUGA
This is a messenger RNA of Haliotis rufescens (red abalone), 2318 nucleotides long. RefSeq lists its product as uncharacterized. The record is from RefSeq and is a predicted model, not a curated record. The coding region runs from base 482 to 1162 and encodes 226 amino acids. The transcript is spliced from 5 exons. Lineage: Eukaryota; Metazoa; Mollusca; Gastropoda; Lepetellida; Haliotidae.